This is a messenger RNA of Protopterus annectens (West African lungfish), 1620 nucleotides long. RefSeq lists its product as uncharacterized. The coding region runs from base 1 to 1368 and encodes 455 amino acids. Lineage: Eukaryota; Metazoa; Chordata; Ceratodontiformes; Protopteridae. The record is from RefSeq and is a predicted model, not a curated record. The transcript is spliced from 12 exons.
AUGCGGCAGUUUUCAGACAGCAUGCGGCAGUUUUCAGAAAUCAUGCAGCAGUUUUCAGACAGCAUGCGACAGUUUUCAGACAGCAUGCGGCAGUUUUCAGACAGCAUGCGGCAGUUUUCAGACAGCAUGCGGCAGUUUUCAGACAGCAUGCGUGUAACAAGUGUCUCUGCUGAAAAAGUUCAGAAGCCAGAUAUUGAAGUGAAAUUCAAUAAGUCAGCUUCGGGUGGUCGAAAUGUGAAUAUUGAGUGCAGCAGCAGGACAUUCAGUUACAAGUCCUGCAUGUUCUACAGAAAUGAAGGAUCUCCACACAGUGUUCAAUCAUCUUCAGAGUCCAGUGUUCAGUAUGUUAUUUCUAAUGCCAACUUACAGCAUGAAGGAUUCUACACAUGUGAAUGUUACACGGGUUCUAAACAUACAGAAACAAGUUUUCGUGCACCUGUAAUCCUAACUAAUCAAGUGGAGGAGCCAGAGAUAAAAAUGGAAGAAAAUGAAAAUAAAAUUGUAUGUGGCAGCAAAAAUAACAGCUAUAAAUACAGAUUAUGUGUGUUGUAUAAAAAUGAUCAGCAAAUACAGGACACUGAACAGAAAUACAGAUAUAAUAAGAACCCGACAGAAACUGUUACUUUUGAUCUAGGCACCGAUUACAACCAUAAUAAUAAUAUCCUGAGUGUCGGUACUACGGUUUCUGUCAGUGACCUGUCAGAUGGGAAUUACUUCAGCUGCAUGUGUUAUACGGCUGAACCAUCAAAGUGGACGUGCCGCAGUCAGUCUGUUACUAAGGGAGGAAACUAUUCAAACAAGCAUGACUGCCCAUCAAGCACAGGUGACACCGGCAACCCUACAGUAGUGGUGGUGCUGGUGUGCAUCAUUGUUCUACUCUCACUUCUUGGUGUUAUUGUCUGGCGAUAUUUAUCAAGACGAAAUAAAGCAAAAUAUGAAAAUACAUCUGGAGCACCAGUGAUGUAUUCCAAAUGUCUCGCGGAAGAUCCUCUCUAUGCGACUGUGAAUGAUGACAUACCUGACAUUGUAAAGAAUAAUCCACAAAAAGGUGACACAGACAAAACAUAUGCUUUGUUGGGUUGUAAAACAGAGAAUAAGGAUUUUGUCAGAGAUGACAUCCGUGACCACUCUUUGAAUAAUCCACAAAAAGGUGACACUGACAAAACAUAUGCUUUGUUGGGUUGUAAAACAGAGAAUAAGGAUUUUGCCAGAGAUGACAUCCGUGACCACUCUUUGCAUAAUUCACAACAAGCCAGCUGCUUUACAACAUAUGCUUUGUUGGGUUCAGCAGCAGAGAACAAGGAUUCCAUCAAAGCCGACAUCCACAACCAGUUUGCUUUGUACUCUACAGUUAACGAUCCAGAAUAAUGACUCCAUUAAAAGACUUUUUUUCGAUGGGACAUGCAUUGUGCUUUUGCAAAGACCAUCAUAAAACUGGUUAAAACGUGUUACUCUGAAAACCGAGUUUGUCUUUGUCUCUUACUGUAAGAAGUUCUUUGGUACUUUUAUAUCAUAUCAAACUUAUAUCAUAUUUCCUGGUUUCGAAUACAAAUCAGAUGAAAAUGAGUGCAAUAAGGUUGUUAUUUCAGUGACAUAAAUUAAAUAGAAAUGUACUGCAAA